Messenger RNA from Frieseomelitta varia, 1464 nucleotides. It is a transcript of the gene Fnta, whose product is annotated as protein farnesyltransferase/geranylgeranyltransferase type-1 subunit alpha. NCBI's taxonomy places the organism in Eukaryota, Metazoa, Arthropoda, Insecta, Hymenoptera, Apidae. The transcript is spliced from 5 exons. The record is from RefSeq and is a predicted model, not a curated record. Bases 138 to 1124 code for a protein of 328 amino acids. Gene Ontology annotation, cellular component: CAAX-protein geranylgeranyltransferase complex; protein farnesyltransferase complex; cytoplasm. Gene Ontology annotation, biological process: protein farnesylation; protein geranylgeranylation. Gene Ontology annotation, molecular function: protein farnesyltransferase activity; CAAX-protein geranylgeranyltransferase activity.
AUCGAUACAUCAUCGACAAUUCUCCAUGUGUAAUGGAGUGUUUAACAGGUUUGAUAAGAUAAACCUGAUAUUCUAACCAAACUGUGGAAGUAGACUUGCAAUUUCGUCGUUUUACCAUAUUUUGUGAAAAUUAAAAAAUGAUGGAAAGCUCCGAUGAAAGUUCGGAAGAGACAGGCUGGGUACUAUACAGGGAUCGUGAAGAAUGGAGAGAUGUGAUUCCUGUGCCUCAGGAUGAUGGUCCUAAUCCUAUUGUUUCAAUUGCUUAUUCCGAAAAAUUUAGGGACUCGUAUGACUAUUUUCGGGCUAUCCUAAAAUCUGGUGAGAAGUCGGAGCGUGCACUAGCUUUAACGGAAGAUUGCAUCUACCUUAAUCCAGCAAAUUAUACAGUAUGGCAAUAUAGAAGAGAGAUACUUAGAGCUCUGGGCAAAGAAUUGCGAGAUGAAUUAAAAUCUACCAAUAUACUAACAGAAUAUAAUUCUAAAAAUUAUCAAGUGUGGCAUCAUAGGAAACUCAUUGUUGAAUGGCUUCAAGAUCCUACUGGGGAAUUAGAGUUUACAGAAAAUAUUUUAAAAGUUGAUGCAAAAAAUUAUCACGUUUGGCAGCAUCGUCAGUGGUGUAUAAAAACAUUUAAUUUGUUUGACCAAGAAUUGGAAUAUACAGAACAUUUAUUGAACGAAGAUAUUCGUAAUAAUUCUGCUUGGAAUCAACGUUACUUUGUAAUAAGUAACACAACCAAGUUUGAGCAAAAUAUAAUUGACAGAGAAAUUGAUUAUGCUUUGGAUAAAAUAGAAUUAGUUAAAGGCAACGAAAGUGCUUGGAAUUAUCUGCGAGGUAUUUUGAUGCAAGAUAGCAGUGGUUUGGCUUAUAAUGAAAAAGUGAGACAGAAGUGUGAGAAAUUAUAUAAUGCUGGGUGUCGUGUUAAUCAUUUAUUGGCCUGUAUUAUAGACAUUUGUCAAGAGAGACCAAUAACAGAUGAGUCGCCAGAUUCAAUAUUUCACAUUAAUAAUGCUCUUAAGCUGUGUAAAGAAUUAUCUGAGAAACAUGAUACAAUAAGAAGGAGAUAUUGGGAUUUUGUUGGUCAACAAUUAUUGGAAAAAAUGAAGUCAGAGUCUAAAAGUGCAUAGUUCUUUACUCUACAUUUUUAUAAAGAAAACACAAUUUUAAUUAAUACAUUAUGCAUCUAUAUAUCUGAAAGGAAUUGUGUAUUAUAUGUUUCCAUGUUGAAGUUAUUCUGAAGUACGCGAUGAUAUAUAAAAUGUAUCGUUCGUAAAAUUUGAUAAUGCAUUUUAGUCAAUAUUACUAAUUAACACAAAUCACUUUACAAAUAAGAGUUAGGAACUGGAAGAAUUUUAUAAGAUGUAUACAAAAAAUUCAUGAUACUUAUUCCAUAUUUUUAAGUGUAAUAAAAAAAUAAGCGAGUUGUACAAUUAUGGAUGGGAAAAAAUAAAACGGUGAAGACUUUUA